AGAGAGAGAGCGAGAGAGAGAGCGAGCAUCAAGUCACCAGGAUAGGCUCCACCAUCCACACAGACUGUAAGGUACAAGUGCCACAAGGAGACUAUAUUCCGCUAAAAUAAUGGAUGGGACAAAGCCGGCCAUGGAGUCCAACGCGGAGGAGACUCAAGACGAAGGGCAGGAGAGCAAAGGAUGCUUCGAGUGCUGCAUCAAGUGUCUGGGCGGGGUGCCCUACGCCUCCCUGGUGGCUACCAUCCUCUGCUUUUCAGGCGUGGCUCUGUUCUGCGGUUGCGGCCACGUGGCACUGACCGGCACCCUGACCAUGCUGGAGAACCACUUCUCCAGGGUCACCAGCGACCACGCUACCCUCGCCAUGGUGAUCCAGAUCUUUCAGUACAUUAUCUACGGCAUCGCCUCUUUCUUCUUCGUCUACGCCAUCAUCCUGCUGGCUGAGGGCUUUUACACCACCAGCGCCAUCAAGAAGGAGCUGCAGAGUGACUUUAAGACUACCGUCUGUGGACGCUGCAUCACUGCCUUCUUCAUGUUCCUGACCUACAUCCUCGCUCUGGCCUUCCUCGCCAUCUUCGGCUUCACAGCGAUACCAGUUUUCCUCUUCUUCAACAUGUGGAAUACCUGUGCUGCCAUGAGGUCUCCUGACGCCAACAUUACCUCGCCCGACUCCAUCUGUGUGGACGUCCGGCAGUACGGUAUUAUUUCCUGGAACGCCACACCGGGAAAAGCUUGUGGAGCCACACUGGGAGACAUUUGUAACACCAGCGAGUUCUACCUGUCCUACCACCUCUACAUCGUUGCGUUCGCCGGCGCCGGUGCCACCGUCAUCGCAUUGAUCCACUACCUGAUGAUUUUGUCGGCCAACUGGGCCUACCUGAAGAGUGCCGUCUCCACGCACGAGUACCAGGACAUCAAGACCAAGGACGACCAGGAUCUGGAGGCCGAGGCACGCUCCAAGGAGGGCCAGAACUCCUCCUCCUACUCAUAAGGACAAGAGAUCCUCUCCCGCCACCACCACCCAUCUCCUCUCCACACCUCAACCCCCCCACCCUGCAACACCCAGCGCCCACCCCUCCCUCCGAUAAAAACAAACCACCUCGGUCAUGUUUUAUAGUCCCCCAGCCUCCUGAUUCUCCAUCCUCUUCCCCUCCACGAUGUUUAUUAAGAGUUGUGGGCUCACACCAGAGGGGAAGAGAAUAGAGGAUCAGGAGAAGCGACAGGCCCAGACGGAGGCAGAUGCUUCAGAAUGAGAGAGCUCGCCCGCCGGGGUCGAGCUCAGGUACGAUACAUCAGUUCAGAAGCGUCUCCUCCCCCGUGCUUUUGGGCGGCGACUCGUGAACGUGGCCCGGCUGUGAUGGCCUCGCACCCUGAGCCAGCACAGCCUCUCAACACACAGAUCCUAACAGCCUAAAAAAACAUUGUUCACUGUCUGCUUCAGCCACAGGGAAGCCAGGCAGCGACCAACUUCCUCUGUUUUUUUUUGGUGUUUUAUAUGCAUAUAUAUAUGAAUAUGAAUAUAUUGUGCGAAUGUGUACGAAUGUUGUUGUUUUUUUUAAUACUCUCUGAAAAGUAUGCCAGGUACUAUUAUGAUCUUUCUUCUUCUUCUUUAUGUUUUUGCGCUCAUAGGUUUUUUCUCCUUUACUUUCUCCUCCAUCUUAAACUUUUUAUUGCUAAUGCUCAAUACGUUGUUGCACUAUUACGAAACAAAAAAUUAGGGAGAACGAAAAUCCCUUAAAAAAAACAAAAACAAAGCACCCCAGCCCCUCCGCCCCCUCGCUCAUAGAAAUACCUAAAAGACUCAAAUCAUGUUGUAUCUCAAGGAUUAUUAGUGCAUUUACAUGACCAGAGUUUAUUUAUCCACCAAGGUAUUAACCAUUCAUUUAAGAUCAGAGGAGGUGUAGCAAACUUUUAUAAAAGGAUUAGUUAUGGGAAAUGCGCUUAUUCGCUUUCUUGCCGGGAGUUAGAUGAGAAAAUUGAGACCAACUUGAUAUUUAACGUACAACAUGAAUGUGGUCUCAAUCUUCUCAUCUAACUCUCAGCGAGAAAGCAGAUAAGCGUAUUUCCCAAAAAAUGUCAGACUAUUCCUUGUAAGACCUUUUUUCAGUUUUUGCUACACUCAUCACCAGCGGCAGCAGAAAUCAAAAUCUGUCUGGGUUUUUUAACACAGAAAAAAAAAGACACACACCUCAGGUAUCAAACCAAAUCUGAUUUUAGCCAGUUGUGUUCUUUUCCAAAGCUUCACCAUCUAAACAUUAAACCUACCGGAUUGGUACACUGUCCUGUGUGAAUUAUACAGUAAAAACCAGUUCUGUCAUUUUCUAAAAGUCCUCCUUUUGCCAAUGAAGUUCACCUGUAAAUAACUGACUCACCCUAAAAGAUCUCAAUUUACACCUCUCCCAACACAGGGAGAACACAGUCAGUGUUUUGCCAUACUCUUCUAUUAUUUUUUUCCACAGAUAUAUGUAAAUGUACCCUUUGAGAUAUGUGUUUAGCACUCAAAUACUAGUUCUGCAUUUGAUAUAAUAAUUGUAAUGUAACAUCUUUAAAUGAUAUGUCGUGAGAGGGAUACAGUGCAGCAGUGCAGUCAUGAUAUGAUAUGAUGGAUUGAGGUGCUUGUGACGUAUACAUUUUAAAAUGUGAAAAAAAAUAUGGAAAUUGAUUUUUAAUGUUUUAUCAGUUUUAGGCAGCUGAGUUCUUCUUGUGAUUCAGUAAUAAUGAUUUUAUUGAACUUGUUUGUGCUUAUUUUUGGAUGGCCAGCCAAAUGAGUGACUCAUCAACAUUGUUGAGUUGAGAAAAAUGUCACUUUUUUGAUUUUUUUUCCCUUUUGGUUUUAUUUUGAACAUCAUGCCUCUCAUAUGAGCCACAGAGACUGUUUUGGAUGUUUACACUCUGAAUAAAAACAAGUCAGGAAUUUUCAUACAUUAAUUUUAUAAUCAGAUAUUCUUUAAUAAUCAUGAACUAUAUUCUAUAUUGAUCAUCACUGGUUAGUUUACCCUAAAAGAAAAGAAAAAAAAACACUGAAGAAGACAAAUUUUUGAACUUUGAUGAGAUGAAGCAUGUCAGUAUUGUCCAUGUGUGCAGCUGUCUAUUCUGUAUAAAAAAGGACUAUAUUGCCAUGUGUGUUAUGUUUGAUAAAUAUACGUGCUUUGCUGGCAGGUUGAUGUAAAGGCAAACUUCAAUUUCCUAUAAGACGAUGCGUGUCAGGGUGUUGUUGUUUCCUCGUUAUUUGCAUGAAGGAGACAUGACUGUGUCUUUGCAGUUUUUCAGGUGAUGUGUAGUCAAUUGUACUGACAACUAUGGUAGGCGGUGUUUGCCCCCCUCCUCCACACUUCCCCCCCUUUCCACCUACUCUUUUCUAAAGAAAACUCCAUUGUACUUUGAUGGCAUUGUAGUCCCUGUAGGUGUUCAUUAUGGUUUUAUUUUUUAAGUUGGAAAUAGUUCUAUGACUCCUAUAUAGUGAUGAUUUUUGUAACCUUCUCUAGUAAAACCGAUAUUUUUUAUUAUCGUGA
Molecule: messenger RNA, 3509 nt
Organism: Morone saxatilis (striped sea-bass)
Lineage: Eukaryota; Metazoa; Chordata; Actinopteri; Moronidae
Product: neuronal membrane glycoprotein M6-b-like
Biological process (GO): axon development; central nervous system myelination
Cellular component (GO): plasma membrane; myelin sheath
Molecular function (GO): structural constituent of myelin sheath
Source: RefSeq, a predicted model, not a curated record